Molecule: messenger RNA, 4032 nt
Organism: Hemicordylus capensis (graceful crag lizard)
Lineage: Eukaryota; Metazoa; Chordata; Lepidosauria; Squamata; Cordylidae
Gene: TSPEAR
Product: thrombospondin type laminin G domain and EAR repeats
Exons: 12
Coding region: 782-2809 (675 amino acids)
Biological process (GO): signal transduction
Source: RefSeq, a predicted model, not a curated record
GAGCUGGGAAGCCAAGGCACUUAGACACACGUGGCUGUAUCUCAAUCCAGGUUACUUUGCAGCAUCACGGAAAUGAUCAAUUCACAUGCAGGCACACAGCUGAGCUCCUCCUUUUUCUCUGCCAUCUCCUCUGAAAGCUGGCUCUGCAGGAGAGGGAAAUUCCUUUGCUUAAACAUUAAAACCCAACCUCAAGAGGGCUGGACCAAAAAAAAAAAAAAAGAAAAAGAAAAAGAAAAAAAGAAAAGAAAGAAAGAUGAAAAGCUCCCCAAGGCAAGCAUACUCCUCCUCCUUUUCAAGCUAGUUUCCAUUUAAAUGUCUGCAAACACGGCCUCCCGCAGCCGUUUGCUCUGUGGCUGGUGGGAGGUCUCUGCUUUUCAGGGAGAGGAUAUUUCAGCAACUAGACACCAGUCAGCUGAAGAGAAUCCACUUUCUGGGCUUUCUCCAUUGACUGUAUUUGUGUUUCUAGCCGGGAAAAUACCUCUUACCUAGUAGCCUAAUAAAAACAACAGGCUUAGUCAGCAUUAGUGGUUGUAGGUGACAUUGGGAGGAAUACCUGAAAGGGGAAAAAGGGGGAGAGGCCAGGUUGUGGUCACUAGCCUGACACGCAUCGCCUUUAGAAGUUGCAGUAGCUGUGAAGAACUGGGUCACUGACAGUGUUCCUACCAGGAUGUUAUUGUAAAGCCUCUGAACAACGCUUGAGGAGAGCGCGCUGUUGAGGAUGAGGAAGUUAGAGGAUGACCUGGAAGGUUCCUCUGCAUGGACCUGGUGACAAAAUUCCCCAAUGUCUGCUGUGCUGCUGGUUUGGGUUGUGCUCCUGCACUUGGGAAUUGACCAGUCCUUGGCCAGAGGAGGCAAGUCAUGGGAACACUGCACAGAUCUCCGUCCCUUGGAUAUUCUCUCUGAAGUGGUGCCCAUGAAUGGGAUGAAGAGUGGGAUACGAAUGAUCCAAGUACAAGGAGCACGAGGCUUUCAGUUCUCUACAAUCCACCCCCGCUUCCUCAGUUUUCCAGCAGCCCGAUUUUUCAUUUAUUGUGACAUCUUCCCAGAGGAAUUCUCUAUUGUGUCCACCCUGAAAAUUUUCCACAUGCAGUCCAAGAGAAACGAGUACAUCUUUACCAUUUUGGAGGAAAACAGUGACACUUUGCUGCUUGGACUCCGAUACUCACGGAAUAAACUUCACUUCAUCUUCUGGAGCAAAGAGCUCUCUAAUGGCUGGCAGACACGAGUCACCUUUCGGGAUGUCUUUUUGGCAGACAAUCAAUGGCACACACUGGUGCUGGCAGUAUCAAAAGGCUCCUUCUCUCUCACUGUGGACUGCAGCAUCCCCACAGAUGUGAUUGUGGAUUCUCCUUUUCCAGCAUCUUUGACUGUGACAGGAUCCCGGUUUUAUGUAGGGAGCAGGAGGAGAAUCAAAGGUUUCUUUACUGGCUUGUUAAGGCAGCUAGUUCUGUUGCCAGGAUCUGAUGCUACCUCAUGGAUGUGCACUGGCAUGAACUUUAAUCUAGCAGUGCUCUCCAUCCCCAAAAUUCUGCAGGAUCUUCCUGUGAAACCAGUGGGCAACGGGCUGCUGAAAUACCCAUACGAAGCAGACAUGAAGGUGACUUUGGGGUCCCGUCCUCCCUGCACCAAGAGUGAAAGUGGCCAGUUCUGGUUUAAUGCUGCUCAGAAAGGAUUGUAUCUCUGUAAUGGAAAUGAAUGGGUUUCCCUGCUAGAAGCCAAAGAAAGACUGGACUAUCUGGAAGAAUAUCAGAGCUUAGUUACAAAUUCUGAAACCAUGGGCAUUGAAAUCUUCAUCAUCCCCAAGGUGGGACUCUUUGCAGCUACUGCUAAUCGAUAUACUCCUCCUGGCUCAGCCAUCUACAAAUGGACCGAUGAGAAAUUUGUGGCUUAUCAAAAUAUCCCCACGUAUCAAGCCCAAUCGUGGAAAUACUUCACUAUUGGAAAAAAGAUUUUCCUUGCUGUGGCUAAUUUUGAACAGAAUGAAAGGGGCCAAGAGUUUUCUGUAAUUUAUAAGUGGAACUACAGAAAAGAGAAAUUCACUGUGUAUCAAAGGAUCACCACACACAGCGCUAGGGAUUGGGAGGCAUUUGUCAUAGAUGGAGAAGCCUUCCUCGCAGUGGCUAAUCACAGAAAAGGGGAUAACCACAACAUAGACAGUGUCAUAUACAGGUGGAACUCCAGGAUUGGGAUCUUUGAAGCCAACCAGACCAUUCCUACCUCAGGAGCCUAUGACUGGGAAUUUUUCACCAUUGGGCCUUAUUCCUUCCUGGUGGUGGCCAACACAUUUAAUGGAACAUCCACCAAGAUAUACUCUCACAUCUACAUAUGGCUCAGUGGAGCCUUCCAGCUCUUUCAAUCAAUCUUGACUUUUGGUGCUGCUGACUGGGAGGUCUUUUAUAUCCAAGACAGAGUCUUCCUUGCUGUGGCAAACAGUCACAGCUAUGACAGUGGAACUGUUGCCCCCAACAACUACUAUGCCAUCAAUUCUUCCAUCUAUGAGCUUAACAUCACUGCACAGAUGUUUGUCAAGUUCCAGGACAUUCUUACCUACAGUGCUCUGGACUGGGAGUUCUUUUCAGUGGGAGAAGAUAACUUUUUGGUCGUAGCAAAUUCUUUUGAUGGUGUGACCUUCUCUGUAAACAGUGUUAUUUACAGAUGGCAAGGAUAUGAAGGCUUUGUAGCAGUUCACCAUCUUCCAACGCUGGGUUGUAGGGACUGGGAAGCUUUCAACACUACAGCUGGCUCUUACCUCAUGUAUUCAAGUGCAAAAGAACCACUCUCCAGGGUGCUGAAGCUAAAAACCUUUUGACCUGGAAAGGGAUGCUUUUGAGUUGCUGCAAACAAGCCUGGUCAUGCAGAGGAACUGCUCUGGGUACUCAGAGCUAGAAUCAGGAAUUUGUACCUUGGAGUCACUGCAAUGGAUGCCACAGGUACCAUAGGAUAGAUGCCUCCCUGGCCUCUCUCAGCUAGGCUCAGCGUGGGGGGCUCUUGGAGAUGUGGUUUGAUUAUCCUGUUUCUUGGAGUGGACUAGGAAAAUAAACUAGAGCUGUGCUACAAUACCAGUGAGUACAGUAAUCUGGAUUACCCCUUCCUACCACAAACCCUAUCAUAUUGUCCAGACCCCAAGGUGCUGCUGUUAUAACUUGUGUUAGGUGCUAUUUUGUCACUGGAGCAGGAAUAUGCUUCUGGUAAAUUGGGGGCUACUGAAAUGUAUUAAAAAAUUGAAGUGUGUGUCUGAUUCUUCUAAGAUCUCAGGAUGCCAACUGCUCCCUUCAUGGGAAGAGCAUGCAUCAUUUUGGACUCAUUCUGACCCAUGUGCUUGCAACACAGUCCACCGAGACUCUAUCAAAAGAGGUGAAAUCCAGUCAAAAGAACUAAAGGACUGAGGUGUUGUGCAGAUAUGGGACUCUGUCACACAUGAGGUUUGUGGGACCACAAGGACCCUGCUGCUUAUUUGAUUUGUGCAAAGUUACACUCAGAAAAUAAUUAAUGACUGACAAUCCAGGGCUUCAAGGGGAAACACCUAAGAUUCAUUGCACAAAUUUAGAAGCCCAGUUACACCAUUAGUAAAAAGUACUGUGGUGCUGUCCUACUAGGGGCAAUGAACAACCCAUACCCAUUUGGGAUGUCACACCAGCAGUUGCUCAAGUCAAUGGGAUAGAGUGAAAGCUCUGCCUUCAUAAAUUGCCUUGGAUCUGUGCUUGAGUCUUCUAGGUUUGUGUUUUCUGGCUUUCCAGCAUAACUGCAAGAAAUGGAAAGCUGUGUUUAAUAAAUUUAUGUUUAGGUUUUAAGAAAAGAACUGGGGCAAAUUGACAUUGGGAAAACCAUUAAUACUUUGUUGUAAGGAUCUGUGACAUUUCUGUAAUAACCUCCAUCCCAGUGUCAUCGGUGCUUUCUCAGUCCUUGUUUCCAUAUUACCUGUGAGCUCCCUGUAGUGUCUGUAUAGCCUUUAAUUGUUAUUGCAAAUGGUUUUAAUCACUGUCUAUAAAUGCUAUGUUUAUAUUGCAUAAAUUGAUAUUAUUGAUAACCACA